Penicillium salamii is the source of this 2196-nucleotide messenger RNA. The record is from the annotation of a GenBank genome assembly. Lineage: Eukaryota; Fungi; Ascomycota; Eurotiomycetes; Eurotiales; Aspergillaceae.
AUGGACGACGACGAUUACGGCUCCGACGAGUUCGACUCCCUCCCAGCAGGUACGCUGUAUGAGCUCGAGCAGAAUGCCUUUCAAGCAACGCAGGUCCAAGCAACCCAGGCCUCAGCACGCCCGGUGAAUCCCGUUCUGCCAACGCAACCUACCCAGCCAUCAUUCAACGGAGCCUUAAAACCGCCUCGUCUACACACUGGACUGACCAAUGACUACAACACGCUUGAGGUCGGGGAACUCGAAGCCGAUGUCUACGACAAUGUCGGAGGACAAAACCUGGUUUCGCGUACCCAUGGGCUCGAAGCAGGUCAAACAUGGGCUGCGCAAGGGCCGCUAGGCGAUGCAAUGGAGGUGGACGAAUAUUCUGGUCAGGCGAAUAUGGCAGAUAUCAAUGCGCGACUGCUUCAGAUGGAACAAGAACGAGAGCAGAUGAUCUGCGAGCUGGCCGAGGCAAAGAUGCAGGUGGAAACAAAGACGGGGGAAAUCUCGAUCAUUAGGAGGAAACAGGCGACAAUGACACAAGACUACGACCGGCAGCUAGCUACUCUUCGGAAAUCUAUGGCUGAUGAGAUGGCGAAGCACAAGCAAGAGGUCGAAACAGCGAUGUCUGAAGGCAAGGUCUUGGCGACAGAGAACGUCUUCCUUCAGCAAGAGCUUGCUGAUGAAGCCUAUCAACAUCGCAAUUUCAAAUCAAAGCAGCGGGCUGACAAGCCAGCUCCGGAGACCCCUCGCAAAUCCCGAGCGCUCCCUUUCCGAGAUGGGUUCGACGACGAUGAGAUUGCCAUGGUAUCGCCCAGCAAAUCUGCAGCACGCUCUAAACGUGCUACGCCGACGGUUCCUGGUAAACGAAAACGGCAACUUAGUCAAGAUGGCGCAGUGCCUUUGCAAUUAAGUCCCGCUGGUGGUGACCUCGUCAUGGUCGAUGCUUCUGCGGACAUGUCUGAGGUUGCCGAAGUGAAGCGCAAGGCUGCAGAAUCUAGCCGUCACCAGCAGUUUAUGAUGCGACUUUUGAGCCAUCGCCCCAUCGUAGGCGAGGAGACUGAUUUCGAGGCCAUGGUCAAGCUUGCAUUUCCUACGGAACCGCACAACCCGAUGUCAAGCAUCAUUAUGGAUGCUAUGAUUCAUGUGGACCCAAGCAACUACAUACUAGAAUAUACUCUAACGAUUGCCUCUCUGUGGCAGCGUGCUAUCAACGAGAAAUUCUACGAACCGAUCCCCCGAUUCGAGGCUAUUAUACGAUAUAGCUUGAUGUCAGAUGACACUCCACUCCCAGAGCUCAUCACACCUCUAGUUUGUGUCCUACAAGACUCUGUGGAAAUCAAUGCGGUUCCUCGUUUCAAAUAUGCCCCAGCAUCCCGAGACAAACGGGUCACUCGCCAGACCCCACAAUCAGAUCUACAACCUCUAGUCGACUCAACGGGGGCCAUGCGUCUCCUUUACCAAAUCGCCUGCGGGGUAUUGCAUGUCCGGAGUGCAAUGGAAACAUACUGGCACAAUAUCCGAAUAUCCUUCAUCCUUGUGAUGCUGCACCCGUCCCAUCCACUCGGUGACAUCGUUCUCCUCAUGAACAUCCUCUCAACAAGCAUCCGGUCCAACACCUUUGGGCCAAUCCGAUCUUCCGACCAGGACCAGCUAGACGUUCAAAAAUGGAUCGUGGAUCGUCUUACUCACAUGCUCAGCGAACCAGCCAUUCCUGAUGAAGGCGUUGAUCCAUACACUCCAUAUGACAUUUGCGCAAUGCGACUCGAAGUUCUGCUACUACUCGAAUCCCUGGCGUUCAAUCCCAUGGCUCCAUCCCAGGGCCAGGGACACGCAAGUACCAUCCUGGCAUUGCACCCAAACGCACUGGCGCGCUUGUUCAGAUCUCUUCAUGACGAGCUGGACGCAUUAUACUCUUCACCGCCCGAAGCGGACCUGCGUGUUGCUUUGGUCAAUGGGCUAAUGCGGCUGAUCUUCGGGGUCAUGCGACAGCAUGGAUCUUCAAUUAACAUGCAAGAGAAGCUAGCUUGUGUCCCGGGCAGCAAACAGAAGCAUCUCGUGGUCUUGACUCGGUUGGCAUUCUGUGAUGGGACAGUACUUGAAGCUGGAAUUGAUGAUGAGACGGUUGAUAUGGCCCACGAACUGCUCGAGGAAUGGACGAAUCCCCAGGAAGCAGAUUCGUUGGCAGAGGUAUUUUCAAGUUCAAGGAGAGAGUGA